UGUCGCCUGACACUCAUCGACUCCAACAAUUGCUUCUGUGACUCCGUAUAACAAACAUAUCAGCAAUCCAUUGAUCACUGUGUAUGGGGCGCAUAUAUUAGCCACGCUUAGCCGGUUCGUCGAUCGAUCAAGGAUACAACGGUAACCUCGCCGACGUGCGAUCGCUAUGUGCCACCGAUGAAAAAACUGAAAGUAAAGUUGGAAAGCAGCGAAACAUCAGGGACAUCAACGGGGCAUCAACAGGCGGUCGGGAUGGCGGGUGGAUUGAACGCGAAUGCGACUGAUAGCACCGAUCCCGCUAAUCGGAUUUGUCGAGACUUUCUUAGAAAUGUCUGUCAUCGCGGAAAGCGUUGCAAGUACCUCCAUGAGCGUUCCGAGGACGAUCCCGUGGAGGAAUAUACCUUCUGCCACGACUUCCAGAAUGGCAAAUGUAGCUGGCCAGGCUGCAAGUUCCUGCAUUGCACGGAGAGCGAGGAGAAGCGUUUCAGAGCAACCGGCGAAUUGCCGCCUCACGUCCUCAAUCGAUCCAAGAUCUGCAACAACGACAAGUCGGAUCCGUUUUGCAAGGAUUUUCUGAAGGGCAGCUGCCAAAGGGUGAAUUGCAAGUUCAGGCAUAUGAAGAAGGAGGAACCGCAGCAUAAUCUAAUGUCGCCGUCGCUUCAUAACGCGGCCAGGCCGCAACACAACUUCAACGGCACUAGCAACGGCGGUGGUGUCGUUGGCGAUGGACGCAGAUACGAAGAGGACAGAAACUUUCACUGGCAACUGCAAGAUCAUCAUAACAAUUUGGUCGCUAACAACGGCGGUUACAACACGUCGCAUCCAACCGAUUACAUCGGACCACCGGAGCCGAAGAGGCGAUUAGUAUCGGGCGAAGCGGUCGUACACUUCGAAGCCUCUCCAAUCGUAGGUCAGCAGCAUGCGACUCAACCGACGGUCACGCCAAGUUAUUAUUAUCCCGUAAUACCGCGUAACGAAGCACGAGCCAUUGUACUGGAGGAUGAGAAUGCACUGCUGAGAAAGAAAAUAGAAGAGUUAAAGAAGCAGGUUAGCGACUUGACGGCGACGAACGAGUUUCUGUUGGACCAAAAUGCCCAGUUGAGGAUGUCGGGCAAGCGAACCACGAACGUAACGGCUGUAACGGUCCCAGCAGUCACGAUUACGAAUACAGUUCCGCCGUCGCAAGCUCCGACACCCCAACAAAUGGUCAACGCAGCCGUGGCAGCGGGUACCCUCCGUACAGUCACCGCCAGCGUGGCUACCGUUCCUGUGAGCAUCGCGACCGUAGCACCCGUCUCUAUCGCGGCGGUUUCUAUGGCACCAGUUUCGAUACCACCGCCGAUCGUCACAAUGGCUCAACAAACUAUUUCGAUGAGCGCCGCUGGACCUCCCCAGGCAACUAAUCAACAACCACCGAACACGCAGCAACCCGCCAGUUUGCCCUUAUCGAUAUCUGGCGCGACCGCACCUCUCGUCUCUUACCCUAUUAUGACGCAAGAACUUAGGCCUGUUUUGCAAUAAAUUGCGUCAUGAGAAUAGGAAAAACUUUUAUCUCUGAUAGAGGAUAUCUAUGUAUACAUAUACGAUAUACUACCUACUCGGCUAUGUAGGCGAAUCAAGGAUCAUAAUAUGCAUCCAUCUUCCUCUAUGUGAAAUUGUACUUCCCUUACAAGUACACUCGAAAGUAUACACAGAAGAUAGAAAUCAGCGGCUGUGGGAUGAUGCAAUGUAUCACCGUAGUAAAUGAUACAUUUGUAUUGAUGUAAUAUUCUAUUCAUUUGUGCAAAGAUUGGUGAAUCGUGAAGAAAACAAUUGUUUAAUUUAAAACUAUUAUUUGAUUACAAUAUCGUUUUUCCUUCAUCCCUUCGUGUUCGGAAUAUGUAAAAUAUAAUUACUUUCUCUCUGUGAAUAGCGCGAUAAGAAUAUACGAUAAUAUACAACUAUGCAAUAACAAUUGUCGAUAAUAUCGACAACUAUAUAUGUUCAAAGUAUGUAUAAUUGUAGAAUAACAGGAAUGACAAUCUAUAAUUAUGAGAUAUAGUUACGUCAUGACGUACAUUAUGUUCCUUUAACUCUGUUCUUUUAUUUGCGUUAUAUAUCAUAUGUAGUAUCAUAUCUCAUCUCAGUGUAAAGGUAAAUUGGAGAAUAGUAACAGGCAGAUAAGAGCACCGACGAAAAAAUUGUAAAAUAAGGGAAUAUAAUUAAGGGAUAUCUCUUUUAGAUAAUACGUUAACGUAAGUACAAAGAAACUUAGAAGAAAGAAUAUAAAUGUAGUAUAUUUAAAAAAAAGAUAUCUAAUAUAGAAAAGAUUCGUGCUUUAUUGGUCAAUUUGCAGAAUCUUGCUGUUCUGUAUGGGAUAUUGUACAUAAUGUAUUCCAUUGCCCCUUUAUUUAC
Molecule: messenger RNA, 2394 nt
Organism: Mycetomoellerius zeteki
Lineage: Eukaryota; Metazoa; Arthropoda; Insecta; Hymenoptera; Formicidae
Product: zinc finger CCCH domain-containing protein 10
Exons: 4
Coding region: 178-1521 (447 amino acids)
Biological process (GO): regulation of RNA splicing
Molecular function (GO): metal ion binding; RNA binding
Source: RefSeq, a predicted model, not a curated record